Molecule: messenger RNA, 1238 nt
Organism: Wallemia mellicola CBS 633.66
Lineage: Eukaryota; Fungi; Basidiomycota; Wallemiomycetes; Wallemiales; Wallemiaceae
Product: nagb/rpia/CoA transferase-like protein
Exons: 2
Coding region: 29-1204 (391 amino acids)
Source: RefSeq, a predicted model, not a curated record
CACUUCGUCGUUCAAGUUCAAGAAGAAAAUGUCAGAAGCGAAGCAAAAGAAAAUAAAUCAAAAAUCUGAGAGGAGAAAGCAAAAGGUUGAAGCUAGAGGUGGAGGAGAGAGACCAGAGCAUACGCAGCAGGCCUCACAGCAUCAUGGUAGUGUCAAAAGCGAUGGAGGGAGUGUAGUGAACAGUACAGCACCAGUAGCGACGACAGCCAGUCCAUUCAAACACCUUCAUAAGUCUCCAAAUACUAUCGUGAAACCUGAGAAUGUACAUCCUCAAAUAUCGAGAUUGGGCUCAUUACUAUCAAACUUCUCUAUUGUUGGCGCAAACGCUCGCACUUUAGCUUUAAUGAGCGGUUUGAAGCUCGUUAUUGGUUCAUAUAACACUCCAGCUGGUACUACCCUCUCUAGGAAUCUCUUGUCCGUGAUCUCACCUCAGAUUAGUCAUUUGGAGAGCUGUAGACCGAAAUCUUUAUCAAACGGUAGCGCUAUUAGAUGGCUUAAAUUGCAAAUAGCCAAUAUUGAUCCUGAUAUGGAUGAUAAUGACGCUCGUAAUCACCUCUGCAUGCUCAUAGAUUGUUACGUUAGAGACAGGAUUACACUCGCAGAUGACGAAAUAGUUAAGAACACACUCUCAAAGCUCUCAUCAACUGUCCAAACAACAAUCUUAGUCUAUGCGCGAUCAUCUAUCGUCGAGAAGACCUUAAUAGAGGCGAAAAAAGCAGGAAAAAUGCUAUCAGUUAUUAUAGUUGACUCGAAACCUUUGAAUGAAGGUAAAAACCUCCUCACUAGAUUGACAGAUAUGGGCGUUGAAUGUACAUAUGCUCACUUAUCAGCCUUACCAUCACUCUUACCAAAUAUUAACAUGACUCUUUUGGGUGCUCAUGCGAUAUUAGCCAAUGGUGCAUUAUACUCUCGAGUCGGUAACGCUUCAGUAGCUCUUUUGUCAAAACUCCAUAACGUUCCGGUGUACGCUUUAGCAGAAUCUUACAAGUUUGUUGACAGGAUGAUGCUCGAUUCUAUCACGACGAAUGAAAUUUCACCACCUGAUUUAUUCGAAUUGGAUGUAAACGGUUUGGGACAGAAUGUUAGACAGGAAUCAUUGUUAUACGAUGUUACACCACCAAAACUCUUAGAAGCAAUCAUUUCUGAAGUUGGUAUUCAUCCGCCUUCAUCUGUCUCUGGGUUGAUGUUUAGGGCGAGAGCUUAGAAUUUAUGUUGAUGCAUGUAUUACUUUAUUAAGC